GUUCAGAGGAAACAGCGCGAAGACAAGAUGGCAGAAGAAGCUCCAGCUGCGGCGCCGGCUAAAGCCGCGGCCAAAGCCCCGAGGAAGAAGUCGGCCCCGAAAGCCAAGAAGGAGGGACCCAGCCUGCCGAAGCUCAUCGUGUCCGCCGUGGCCGACUGCAAGGAGCGGAAGGGAGUGUCUCUGGCGGCGCUCAAGAAGGUGCUGGCCGGGAAAGGAGUGGACGUGAGCAGGGCCAACAAGCGCAUCAACACCGCCGUCACCAAGCUGGUCACCAGCGGCACCCUGAGCCAGACCAAAGGCACCGGCGCCUCCGGGUCCUUCAAGCUCGCCAAGAAGGAGCCUGCAGCCGCCAAACCGGCCAAGAAGGUGGUGAAGAAGAAGGCUCCCGCCAAAGCCAAGAAGCCCGCCGCCAAGAAGACCACGGCAGCCAAGAAACCCGCUGCCAAGAAGCCGAAGGCGGUCAAGAAGUCCCCCAAGAAGGCGCCGGCCAAGAAGGCGGUCAAGAAGGUGACCAAGAGCCCCAAGAAGGUCGCUCCUAAGAAGCCAAAGGCUGCCAAGAAGCCUGCAGUCAAGAAGACUGGCGCCAAAAAGCCCGCGGCCAAGAAGACCAAGAAGUAGAUCUGAUCUUCAUGAGCUCUUCACC
Messenger RNA from Nematolebias whitei (Rio pearlfish), 643 nucleotides. Its product is annotated as histone H1. Gene Ontology annotation, cellular component: nucleosome. Gene Ontology annotation, molecular function: DNA binding; structural constituent of chromatin. Gene Ontology annotation, biological process: nucleosome assembly. The record is from RefSeq and is a predicted model, not a curated record. The transcript has 2 exons. The coding region runs from base 28 to 618 and encodes 196 amino acids. Lineage: Eukaryota; Metazoa; Chordata; Actinopteri; Cyprinodontiformes; Rivulidae.